AUGGCUCUACAACGUACUCCACAACAUCCACCUGAUGAUUUGACUCGUGAUGAAUCAGCUGCAAUUCAUCUCUACACACUGGAGUGGAAGGGUACAAGCGAAAGUCUUUAUUCUCAUCUUAAUUAUGUUCUCAGAAGAGGUGAUCAAGAAGAAUUGCAACCAUGGCUCAAAUAUCUUAAACUUUUUCUAACUGCUUUGGUUAAAAUACCAUGUUCAACAUCACAGGUCGUAUGGCGUGGUGUACGAAGGAACGUUACUAGUGAAUAUCCGAGAGAAGCUGAAAUUACAUGGUGGGCUUUCUCAUCUACUACUAAAUCAUUAAGCGUGUUAGAAAAUGAUAUCUAUCUGGGUAAUAGCGGAGAGAGAACAAUAUUUUCCAUUGAAGUGUUAAAUGGUAGGAAUAUACGCGCUCACUCAUAUUUUAACAAGGAAGAGGAAAUUUUACUAUUGCCGGGAACACGCAUGGUAGUACAAUCAAUAUUGAAUCCAGCGCCUGAUCUGAACAUCAUUCAUUUAAAACAAAUAAUUUCGAAGGAAGCACUAAUAGAACCUCCAUUCGAAGGUAAAUUGAACAUUACUAAAAGUUUUUUUCUAACUGAAAUAUGUCUGUUGUCAGGUGCAUCACUUUAUCCACAAAUUGAGUAAGCAUCAUCUUGCUUUGUUUUGCUUCAUCUAAUAGAGUACAUCCGUCAAGAAUCCGUGAAUACUAUACUGUUUAGUAUAUCAUUUUUAGGAAAUGUAAGCAUUCCUACGAGUGAUUUGAAUUCAUUCGUAUAUUCAAGCUUCAAAAGGGUUCCUAAUUUUAUUUAAAAGACAAAAUCCAAAAUUAGGAAUCAUAAUCAACAUCGUAGAACAUUUUCAAAAGACUAUAUGACGACCUUUCACUGAUUUGCUAAUGUUCACAAGAUCCGCUCAAGAGUUAACCCAUUCCAGAUGUUUAUGCAUAACAAAAGAGUUAUUAUGUUUUUUUGUUAUUGAGAAUAAUCUCUGAUACUGAUAUAUCUUUGAUGAUAUAUUAUAGUUCUGUUCCAUAACUGUCGCUUUAUGAAAUUUAUGAAGUGUUGCGAAGAUCUUUAAUCUAGGAAUUGAAAUGAUUUUUUCUUAAUACAGAUGUUUUGUCCAAAAGCUUGAAUAGUUGAAAAACUUACUCAUUCCUUAUAGAGAACUGAAAGGAAACUUGGUAACACUAAGUGGCUUUGGAAACAUGAUUUCAAAUAAUGUUCACCACUGAUCUACAUUACGUACUCUACUAUUUCAUAACGUAUUAACUAUUUCGAUGGAAAAGUCGUCACAAAAGUUUUGAUUUUCGAUAUUCAUGAUCGAACAUUAUUCUUUAUUGCCUUUAAUAGAAUAAACCGAGUAAGUUCGAUUUAACGGAAUGUAUUUCGAUCGAUCUUGAGAUAGGUUCCAUACGAAGUUGAUGAGUCUCUGAUGGAUAUAAUUAUGUUUUUGUUGAAUACUUUCACUAGACAAACAAGUCGUUCUUGGUAUGUCAAGAAAAGAUUUUUAAUUCCAAUAUUUGUAUUGUCGAUGAUGUGCAUCAUAGCAACCAUUCUUGGCUCUAUUCUGGGAACGAAACAUCGUGGUAACACGCCAGGUACAUUUUUUAAUAUAUUGUAACAUGUUGUUGACAUAGACUUACAAAGAAUCAUUUCUAAAUAAUGAAAGAAAGUAUUUAGCUUAGCGCCAAUAGUACGUCGCUCAACUUUGAUAGAUCCUGCAAAAGCUGAUCGAAGAAGAGAACGUUUUUAAUAUGAAUUUUAACUCAAGAGCAAAAGCACUAAUAUAAUGAUACUAAACAUGAAAAACAAUUUCAUUUCAAGAAUUUAUAUUCACUGUAAAUGAAUAAAAAUAUGAAGUUUGCUCGGAACUGACUAAACUUUUGUCUUUCGACACCUUAUUCAUUUUUUGAAACAGUUCUCACCCAAACUCGAUAAAAAAAAGAACUUCAAAAGUACAUGCCCAUUGUCAAUAGGAUUAACUGAAUAGAUCAGAUUGUAAACACAGUGCAUGAAAAGUAGCGUUCAUUUAUUUUUUGUACGAAAGGAUUUGUAAUUUCUAUCCGUUGCAUAAAAUCUUCAAGAAAGAAGUUACACGCACCAGAACCAAGUGCAUGAUGAAAUUUUUGAAAAUUCUCUAAGUCAACAAUCAGUGCUUUUCAUUUGUUUUAAAAUGGUUUUAUUGCAAUUGAAAUGUUUACAUGUUUGAUGAUGAUUCGCUAAAGGAUGAGGGCGUAUAAGGCAGAUAUAUCCAUCGCGGCUCAAAAUCUGUCGCUGCCGCACCGCUCCCGCGAUAGUAUUCGAAAAAAUGUUUUGAUUUUCAAGACUGUGACUGGUUUCAACUAGAACUGAUGCCGCUAAUCGAUCAGAUUCGUUAAGCCUUACAGUAUAGCAUACAUGAACAUGCAGAUUCUGUGCAAAUUCAUGAAUUUUUGAAAUUUUUUCCUAAA
This is a messenger RNA of Rotaria sp. Silwood1, 2449 nucleotides long. NCBI's taxonomy places the organism in Eukaryota, Metazoa, Rotifera, Eurotatoria, Philodinida, Philodinidae. The record is from the annotation of a GenBank genome assembly.